Messenger RNA from Fukomys damarensis (Damara mole-rat), 1641 nucleotides. RefSeq names its product F-box protein 45 (gene Fbxo45). NCBI's taxonomy places the organism in Eukaryota, Metazoa, Chordata, Mammalia, Rodentia, Bathyergidae. The transcript is spliced from 4 exons. Gene Ontology annotation, biological process: synapse assembly involved in innervation; proteasome-mediated ubiquitin-dependent protein catabolic process. Gene Ontology annotation, cellular component: SCF ubiquitin ligase complex; synapse. Gene Ontology annotation, molecular function: protein binding. Bases 1 to 864 code for a protein of 287 amino acids. The record is from RefSeq and is a predicted model, not a curated record.
AUGACCUCACCAGCAGCGUCCAAUCCCAGCAAGCUUGGGGAACGAGGCACCGCCCUCAAACGGUCACAUCCGGAGGCCGAGCGGAAACGCGAGCGAGCUGGGCGUGCGCCCUUGCUUGGUGCCCUCAACCCGCAUGGCGGAGCCUGGGCCUACCUGGAGCUGUCGGAGCUGCGGAGCUGCGCUCUGGUGUGCAAGCACUGGUACCGCUGCCUGCACGGCGACGAGAACAGCGAGGUGUGGCGGAGCCUGUGCGCCCGCAGCCUGGCCGAGGAGGCUCUGCGCACGGACAUCCUUUGCAACCUGCCCAGCUACAAGGCCAAGGUACGUGCUUUCCAACAUGCCUUCAGCACUAACGACUGCUCCAGGAAUGUCUAUAUUAAGAAGAAUGGCUUCACCUUACACCGAAACCCCAUCGCUCAGAGCACUGAUGGUGCAAGGACCAAGAUUGGUUUCAGUGAGGGCCGUCAUGCAUGGGAAGUGUGGUGGGAGGGCCCUUUGGGCACCGUGGCGGUGAUUGGAAUUGCCACAAAGCGGGCCCCCAUGCAGUGCCAAGGUUAUGUGGCAUUGCUGGGCAGUGAUGACCAGAGCUGGGGCUGGAAUCUGGUGGACAAUAAUUUACUACAUAACGGGGAAGUCAAUGGCAGUUUCCCGCAGUGCAACAACGCACCAAAAUACCAGAUAGGAGAAAGAAUCCGAGUAAUCUUGGACAUGGAGGAUAAGACUUUAGCUUUUGAACGUGGAUACGAGUUCCUGGGGGUUGCCUUUAGAGGACUUCCGAAGGCCUGCUUGUAUCCAGCAGUUUCUGCUGUAUAUGGCAACACAGAGGUGACUUUGGUUUACCUUGGAAAACCUUUGGAUGGAUGACAGUGGCUUUCUGGGAUCAAAGACAGUGGCGAAGAAAUCUACUUGUGGAAAGUAGAAUCAUGAAGUGACAAUGUCAUGUGUGCAUGCCCAAGAAACAUCCUGAAAAACAUGAAGUUGUCAACUGGAGAAGCAGCUCUACUACUGCAGAGAUCACCUCAGUGUUUCCUCUUUCCGCUGGGCCAGAAAAAUCCUCAGGGUUGCAGUUGGUUGAGUGGGCAGAUGGCAUAUGUAUGUUGCAACAGAUUCUGUUUCUAAGCUAGCAGUGUGUUCUUUCCAGUGUUAAGGUGAGAGUUAGAGAUGCUGUCAAAGGGAUAAGAUAAAGAAGUAGCAAGAUUUCGAGGUGGUGUGCUUGUGAAGGAAGAUGGAUUGUGUCCACAACUGCCUGCUCUUUCUCCAUUCCCCUUUCCAGCCAGCCUGACCUUAGGAAACUAUGAAAGUGGUUGGCGUUUAUUUAAUAUUUUUAAUAUAUUGAGAGGCAUGGUCUGCCUGGGCUGCACUUCUCUAACAAUGAGAAAUAAAAUUGUGCAGCUAUUUUAAAAGUUGUAUAUAUAAUAUGUAUGUAAAAAAUGUAAAAAAAGAAAAAGGACAAAGGGGCUGCUUUGUUCUAGUUCAAUUAAAAACCUCUAUAUGGUAUAAAAUUAGAAUAAUAUUUGGGGACUCUAGGCUAGCCACAAAGAAGAGGAUUUUGAGAUGAGAUGUGUUGUAUUGGCUCAUUUUGUAUUAUUUUUAGCCUAAAAGUUCCCAUAGCUCGGGCUGGGGAUGUAGCUCGGUGGCACC